AUGUCCAGUCUCGAAAUCCAUAGGCUAAACUUCUUGACCAGGCUGUCAUUUACGCAAGGCCUACUGCUCGGCCAACUGUCUGUUGUCCUGCUGAUAGGCGCGUUUAUCAAGUUCUUCAUAUUCGGUGAAGCCCCUUCCUCGUCCUCAAGAGGCAUAUCGCAACGAGCGGCACCUCGCAAACGAUCAUAUUCUGCCAACAGUACACUAUUCCGAGAUGCAGCUUCAAGAUCGCUUAAAGAAUCGGCCUCAUCAAACGUCUUGCGUCCCGUUCCCUCCUCGUCCACAAAUACCAAGUCUAUCCUCCGAAAAACUUACUACAAUGCCAUCCCUACCAAUUUCCAGAAAAAUGGUCGGAAUCGUCUCCAUCAUUCUACUCACCAACCAGAAUCAUUGGAUUGGUUUAAUGUUUUGAUUGCUCAGUUGAUCGCUCAGUACCGACAAACUGCAUAUUUGCUGAAAGAUUCCCCCACGUCAUCGAUUCUUGACUCUCUUACAGAGACACUAAACAACGUGGAAAAGAAACCAUCAUGGAUUGAUCGGAUUAAUGUUACAGAUAUUUCAAUCGGCGAAGAGUUUCCUAUCUUCAGCAACUGUCGUGUUAUUGCCGUCGAUGAUCCAAAUUCAGAUGGGGGGAGGUUACAGGCGUUGAUGGAUGUUGAUUUAAGCGACGACAAUUUGUCACUCGCGAUUGAGACUAACUUGCUACUGAAUUACCCAAAGCCGGCUUCUGCCGUCCUACCGGUUGCUUUAUCAGUAUCAGUUGUACGCUUUUCCGGAACCUUAUGUAUAUCGUUUGUUCCUAGUCCAGGUACAACAUCAGAGAGCAGUCCCAACCCGCCGUCUCAUUCAGAGGGCCAGAAUGAACCCCGACCUGGGCAAGAGGAUCCUGGAAGGCCCAGUAGCAAGGAUGGAGUCCGAUCGGGAAUACCCAAAACAAGCCUUGCAUUUUCAUUUCUACCUGACUACCGUUUAGACAUUUCUGUUAGAUCACUCAUUGGGUCACGGAGCAGGCUCCAGGAUGUCCCCAAGGUUGCGCAACUCGUUGAAGCACGAGUUCAGUCGUGGUUUGAGGACCGUGUAGUAGAACCCCGCGUGCAACUAGUUGCCUUACCAGGGAUAUGGCCACGGAUGGGUCGUACUGGUGUUCGCGCGCAAGAAGACCAUGAUGCUGUCUCUGUCGACUCGGAUGAUCCCGAAGCGAAGGCAGCACAAAGUGGGUUCACUCCUGUUAAUGCAAACCGUGAUGGACCACAGACGUCCAGGGAUCUAAAUAUGGACGGGCUGAGGUAUCGGCGGGGUAAUGAAGGGGGUCAGUCUACGGCAGACAGCUAUGAAAACCUAUCUCAAGGUGACGGUCACCCACGGCCGACAUCUGGUGAGCAGUUUAGGAUACCCGGAUCAUUGCCAGGCACAUCUGCUAUAGCAUGA
This is a messenger RNA of Trichophyton benhamiae CBS 112371, 1428 nucleotides long. RefSeq lists its product as uncharacterized. The record is from RefSeq and is a predicted model, not a curated record. Lineage: Eukaryota; Fungi; Ascomycota; Eurotiomycetes; Onygenales; Arthrodermataceae. The transcript has 2 exons. Bases 1 to 1428 code for a protein of 475 amino acids. Gene Ontology annotation, molecular function: lipid binding. Gene Ontology annotation, cellular component: ERMES complex; endoplasmic reticulum. Gene Ontology annotation, biological process: phospholipid transport; mitochondrion organization.